Cavenderia fasciculata is the source of this 1308-nucleotide messenger RNA. RefSeq names its product CoA-transferase family III protein. The record is from RefSeq and is a predicted model, not a curated record. Lineage: Eukaryota; Evosea; Eumycetozoa; Acytosteliales; Cavenderiaceae. Bases 1 to 1308 code for a protein of 435 amino acids. Gene Ontology annotation, molecular function: catalytic activity. The transcript is spliced from 3 exons.
AUGAAUAUAAUUAAACCAUUGAAUGGAUUUAAAAUACUUGAUAUGAGUAGAGUGUUGGCAGGUCCAUGGUGUACACAAACAUUGGGUGAUUUGGGUGCCGAUGUCAUUAAAAUAGAACAUCCCCAUGGCGAUGACACUAGACAAUGGGGACCUCCCUUCUAUAAGGAUCCCAAUGGAAACAUUCAAACUGCCUACUUUGCCUGUACAAAUAGAAAUAAGAGAUCAAUUGCUAUCGAUAUCUCAAAAGAUCAAGGUCAAAAGGUCAUUCAUAAUUUAGCAAAAGAAUGUGAUGUUGUCAUUGAGAAUUUUAAAAGUGGAUCAUUGAAAAAGUAUAACCUGGAUUAUCAAUCAUUGUCUCAUAUUAAUCCAAAGAUUGUAUAUUGUUCAAUUACAGGAUUUGGAUUGACUGGACCAUUAAAAGAUUUACCUGGGUAUGAUUUUGCGAUACAGGCGAUGGGUGGAUUGAUGAGUAUUACGGGGUCAGAGGAUCAACCGUACAAGGUUGGUGUGGCAGUGGUUGAUUUGAUGACUGGUAUGUAUGCAAAUGUGGCGAUUCAAGCAGCACUGCAUCAUCGCAAUCAAACUGGUCGUGGUCAACACAUUGAUAUCAGUUUGUUGGAAGUACAAGCUGCAUUUUUGGCAAAUAUAGCAUCGAGUCAUCUCGUAACUGGAAACGAUCCAAAACGUAUUGGUAAUUCACAUCCAAGUAUAUCUCCAUACGACUCUGUCAAGACAAGUGAUGGGUUUAUUGUUCUGGCAGUUGGCAAUGACUCCCAAUUCAAAUCACUUUGUUUGACACUUGGUUUGGAACCCAGUGUCUCUUUUGAAUCACCUCUAUUCCUUUCCAACUCUGAUCGUGUUGCCAAUAGACCACAACUAUUACACCUUAUCACCGAAAAGAGUCAGCUCUGGACCACCGACCAAUUAGUCGUUUCACUUGGCAAGGCUAAUGUUCCUUGUUCACCAGUCAACAAAUUAUCACAAGUUUAUUCACAUCCUCAAAUAGUAUCAAGAGGUUUAGUUUGGGAUAUUCCUCUCAAAAAAGAAGAAGAAGGAGAAGGAGGAAACAAUAACGUCGAGAAACAAGAAAAAGAAAAGAUUGUUACAAAUGAUGGAAAAUAUUAUAAUCUUGAUACACUACGUACAGUUGGAUCACCAAUUCAUUUUAGUGAAACUAAUUUACAUACAGAUGAUAAACAAAAUACUCCACCUCCAACACUUGGUCAACAUACCAUUGAAAUAUGUCAACAAUUGGGUUACACUAAAGAUGAAAUUGAUAAAUUAAAAGAUUCUAAAAUUAUCUUUUAG